AUGGGCGUGCGGCGGGCGCUCGCGCUGGCCGCCGUGGCCGUACUCGCCGUGGCUGGGAUGCUGGGUUGGUUGAGCCAAGGCGCGCGGUGCAGCGCCGCGUCCGUGCCCGGCUCGCACGCGGGCGGGGCGGAGGCCGUCGGUGGCGCCGAGGAGCCCUCGCGGAGGCAGCUGGAUCACCUGGACGAGACCGUGGAGGUCACGGACGCGGACUCUCCGCUCUCGAACUACCAGCUUGCGAGCUUUCCCAUCACGAACAGCGACGACCAGGCCGCGUUCGGGUUCUCGAACACUCCGUUCAACUGGGACGCGUCGUCGUACCGGCCGCCGAUCAACCACAACAGGCCGGGCUACGACAACAUCGCGUGCUUCACGUUCGCGAGCAACCACCCGUACGGCGCGCAAAUGGACAGCAUCAGCGUCGACCCCGUCAACGGCACGGUCGCAGUGUCGGUGACGUGCUACCUGGCCACCCGCCUCGCGAGGAUUCCGGUGGUUGGCGGCACGAACGACAUGAUCGAGGGCGCCGUGAUGCUGUACUCGUACAACUCGGCCACGCAGCGCCUGGAGAGUCCGCAGCUGGUCCUGCCCGCGUUCGACCGCCACGUGCGCCGCCCGGGCCUGCCCACUCGCACGCAGGUGGCCGUGCGCAACAACACCCUCGUGGUCUACCACCGCCCGAGCUGCGGGACGGACCCGGGCGUCCUCGCGCUGUACAUCUACGAGAAGCAGCCGGGCGGCUCGUGGUCGCUGGCGCACGGGGGCGUGGGGUCAAACAGCGUGGAGGGUCUGACGGGACACAAGCUGGACGUGGCGGACACGUACUGCGAUGCGUCGCGGCCGCUGCAGGGGCUGCAGGUGUACGCCGCGGCGGACGGCUCGAACGUGCGCGUCGUGCUCGGCAUCCCGGGCCACACGCGCAACGUCGGGCGCGUGGUGCUGCUGGCGAAGGGCGGCGGCGGGCAGUGGGACCACGCGGCGGGGUCGCCGAAGAUCGGCACGGCGUCGGCGUACGGGCACUCGCUGCACAUGAGCUCGAAGUGGCUGCUGAUCGGCGACAAGGACACGAUUCGCGUGUACGCGGUGAACGCCACCGCGGCGCCGUCGCAGACGGUGACGCGGUCGCUGCAGUACAACUGUCCGACGCUCGCGGAGGGCGGGCUGCUGUUCAGCUACGACGACAGCAAGGACGCGACGCUCGGCGGCGCCGGGAAGAUCCGCGUGUGGUCGUCGUGCGGGUGCAACAGCGGCGCGACGUGCGACACGUCGAGCCCCGCGGGCAACAACGGGCUCGGGACGUUCACGCAGCUGGUGCUGUGGGAGAUCAGCGAUGGAACGUCCGCCGCGCGCUGGGACGCCGCGCCCUCGGCCGGCCUCGUCGCGCCUGAAAACUGGUGCUCCGUGGGGAAGAAGGCCACCACCACGAUCACGCGCUGCCGGACGCUGUACGUCCCCGGGAGCCGCACGGCGUACCUCGGGUGCCCCGAGGACAACCAGCUGACGUCGCCGGAGUUCCCGCAGGCGGGCGAGGUCGUCGUGGUCGGUCUGACGGCGAGCGGGACGUCCCCGGGGGUCUCCUGCGCGCCGCGCGAGCUCGUGACGACGGUCAAGCCGGAGCCGCUCGGCGCGGUGGGGCGCGCGCUGCAGCCCGCGCCGGCCGCGAACGGCAUCGUCGUUGGCGCGCGGAACUACCUGUCGCUCCUGACUCCGUCUGCCACGACCCGCGUCAGCACUCUGACCGGCAACGGGACGAUGACGGCGCUGCAGACGAUCGUGCCGCCGAGCGCCGCGAGCGGCGAGGCGUUCGGCGAGGCCGUCGUGUCCACCGGCGUCGUGCUCGCGAUCGCCGACCCGAACAACAACGGCCGUCGCGGCGCCGUGUACAUUUACCGGCGGCUCGCGACCGCCGCCGCGACGCCGUACCGCACGUCGCCGGACGCGACGAUCACGUUCCGCACGGGCACCUCGCGCUGCGGCGCCGUGCUCGCGCUCAUCACCACGGCCACGGGCGGGCAGCGCAUGGCCGUGACGUGCCCGUCGACGCAGUGCAACUCGGCGGGGCAGAACUGCCAGGGCGCGGUGUUCGUGGUGGACGGCAGCUCGGACGGCCGCACGUGGAGCUCGCCCGUCGAGAUCACGCGCCCCGCCGCGCUGUCGACGACGUCCACUUUCGGUUCGGAUGUGCACCUGGCGGUGGACAAGCUCGCGGUGGGCGUGGACGCGCAGACGCAGGCGAAGCACCUCGUGUACGUGUACCAGCGGAGCGCGACGGGGACGUGGAGCGAGUUCGGAGCGCCGCUGGAGUUCCCCAACCCUGCGCGCAUGCGCGGCACGUGGGUGGGGUUGGCGACGGAUGGGAACAAGCUCGCGGUGGGCGUACCGGGCAUGCCGUACGCCGGGCUGAGCCCCGCGCAGUUCCCGGAGAUCAUCCUCCCCUGCCGGCACCUCUGCUCCCCCGUGGACCUCUCGACCAACCCCCGGGGGGGAGUGAUGUUGUAUGAGCUGCAAAACGGGGUGUACAACCUGACGACGGCGCUGCACCACGGGUCCUGCACGACCACCGUGGGCUGCGGCGUCAGCGUCGACGGCGCCGGCGCCGCCUUCACCGUCGCCGCGCGCACGUGCACGCGCCUCGGCUUCUCAUCCACGCCAUCGGUGACGUCCGCGCAGCCGCGCCUGCACGUCUGGCGGCCCUCGACCGCGCUCGCGGCGCGCUGCUCGAGCCGCUGGAAGGGCGCCGACCUCCCCGUGCUCCAGACCGCGAACGCGCUCAUCACCGGCGAGAACCGCCUCCGCACGAGCCUGUACGGUGCGUCGCUCAUUAGCGGCGACGACGUGUUCUGGUCCGAGGCGCUCGAGACGUACGCGAACCGCAUCCAGGCCGGCACCGUCGGCGCGUACAAGAUCGCCGGCAACGGCGUGCCCCUGCGGUUCGAAUCGGGCCGCCAGGCCGAGCCCUCGCCGAAUCGCUUUGCGUGGUUUGGCUCGGGCAUCGCGUACGACACCAACGGGCAGCUGCUGGCCGUGGGCGCCGCGAACGCGUCGACCUCGACGACUGCGCUCGGCGGCGGCCGCGUGCACGUGUUCCGGUACGUCCCGCAGGUCCUGACGUGGCCGGUGUCGAGUGCGGCGCCGGCGCGGACGGUGACGGGCGGGGUCGCGCUGCAGCCGACCGCGGUGACGACGUCGAGCGUCGACUCGCAGCUCGGCGCCGCGGUGUACGUCGGCGUCGCGCGCGCGAUCGUCUCGCGGCAGUACGUCGCGGAUGCCUCCGGGCUGCGCUUCCUGGCGUUCGACGUGUACCGCAACGACACGGCCGCGGCGCGCGCCGCGGCCUCGGGCUGGGCGUACAUGGAGACGGUCGAGCACGUCGACGAGGUCGGGUGCUCGUUCCUGCGCGCGUGCAUCGCGACGAACACCCUGGCGUUGACGCUGUCGUGCCGCUCGACGGCCCAAGGCGGGUUCACGGGCCGCAAGAUGAUCGUGUACCGCCGCGGCGCGACGGGCACGUGGGUGUCGACGACCGCGGACGCCGGCGGCCGCAACGUCGACCUCGGCUACACGAAGCUCAGCGACACGUACGGCGACAACGUCGCGUGCGUCAGCGACGACCUCGUGGCGACGGUGUCGCGCCCGUGCGUCGAGUCGAGCACCGUCGGCCUGCGCCGCGGGCUGCAGCAGGCGGCCACGACGUGCGCCGAGCUCUACGGCCGCCUCUACCUGUACUUUUACAACAGCGCCAGCGGGAGGUACGAGAACCUGUGGACGCAGCAAAGCCCGGUGUCGAUCGACGGGUUCGGGACGUCGAUGGCGGUGUGGCGCCGCGGCGGCGACGACAACUGGAUCGUCGUCGGCGCGCCGUACUCGAGCAACAUCUCGCCCUUCCUUCGGCACGGCGUGGCGUACGUGUACAACGUCAAGAAGGUCCUCGGCGGGAUCCUGCUGGAGCUCACCGCGACCGUGAACCCGCCGGAUCCGCGCAACGCGGGGUACUUCGGCGCCUCCGUCGCGAUCGACGCCUCCCAGAUGGUGAUCGGUGAGCCCGGAAAGCGCGAGUUCGUUGCCGCGGCCAACGCCGGCAAGAUCCACCUGCUGCUGUACCCGGAGCUGCAGACCGGGACCGUGAAGCCGCACACGACGGUGGCGGGGAACCCGACGGCGGACGGGCGGCAGUACGGCGUGUUCGGCGCGGCGGUCGCGGUGUUCCAGAGCCACGUUGCGGUGCUGAGCUAUGCGGAGCGCGUGAAGACGGCGCGGCGGAGCAGCAGCAGCGCGGCGAGCUCGCGGAAGCUCGCGCAGGCGACGACGCCCGCGGCGACGGCGGCGGCGGCGGCGACGGCCGCCGGGCAGAUCAACUUCUUCGUGCGCACGGCGAACACCGCCGCGCUGACGCACGUGCCGUCCGCGACGAUCGACCUCGCGCACACGUUCCCGGCAUUCUUCACGGAGGUCAAGAUCCCCGUGUCGCUCCAGGGCGCGACAGACCGCGCUCUCGUGGGGGACUCCGCGGCACCGCUGUCGGUGUCGGACUCGUUCUGGUCGUCGCGCUCGGGCUCCGUGGGGACCGCGCAGUUCGUCAAGGUCGCGGCGAACCCCUCGCUGCCGCCGGCGACGGCGCAGUUCGUUCCGCCGCCUCCCACGAACCCGCCGGCCGCGACGCCCGCGCCCGCCGUGACGGCGGCGCCGCCCACCACGCCCGCGCCGCCGCCGACGACGACGCCGGGGCCGACGACGACGGGCGCGCCGCUGUCGCAGGAGCAGCGCCGCCCGGGCGUGUGGGUCACGCGCCCGCUGUGCAGCCGGCCCGAGCUGUGGGAGGACGCUCAGUUCUUCAUAGAGCCAGUCCGCUGUUGGACUCUGAAUUUCGAUGUCGGAUCCGUGACGUUCUCCCAAGGGUUCGCGCCGGCGUGCCGGAGCAAGGUGCUCCCGCUGCGCGCGAACUGCACGAUCCGCGUCACCUCCGCGACGGUCCUGCCCGUCGACAUCGGCGCGACCAACGUCGUCGUGCGCGGCCCCGGCGGGGGGGACUUUUCCGAGCUCGGCGUCACGACGAGCUCGAUCCGCACGGUCGAGCCGCAGCUCGCGUACGAGAUCGACCUCUUCACCGGCACUGCGUGGGAGGGCGACGUGACGAUCGAAGUCACACCCGGAAAGGUCCCUGUGCGCACGGGUGCCACGCGCAUGUCCAACACGCUGACGCUCAGCAAGGACACGGUCAACCCCGUGCUGGACAUCGUGCUGCCAGGGUUCUCGAUCUUCUCCGCGGACACGUACACCUUCCUGCUCGACUACGGCGAGCCCAUCGCCGCGAUCGGCACGAAGCUGCUGGAGCUCUUUAGCCUGACGAACGCGCUGCCGGUGAACGUGGGGUACCUGCCCGAGGACGGCGUAGUCAGCGUGGAGAUCCGGCCGGUCGAGGCCGGCGACAUCACGAUCACGGGCUUCGGCGGCACGACGGACCUGUUCAACAACACCUGUCAGGAGGUGGUGAAGACGAUUCGGUACUCGCCGCAGGCGAUCGCGGAGGGCACGAUCACGACGACGGCCACGACGGUCGCCGCGGGCCUCGUCGGCGGCGCGAUGGCCGGCGCCGUCGUCGGCGCGGCGGCGUCGGCCGCCAGCGCGCCCGCGGGCGCCGCGCCGUCCGGGGCGGCGGGCGCGGGAGGGGUGAUGACGUUCGGCAUGUUCCUGCAGCGGCAGGACUACCUGAACAACGUGCAGGUCGACGACUCCCUCGGGAGCUCCAAGGCGAUGACGUCGUCGACGGGCUUCUCGACGCUCAACGUGGCGGGCCCCUGGGAGGGUCCGCUGUCCUUGGGGGGGAGUGGCAGCUCGUCGACGAACGAGACGUUCGAGGCGACGGUCGGCCGGCGGCUCUCGAGCGUCCUCGACGCGCCCGCCGCGCUCCGCCGCGGCGCCGGCGGCCCCGAGCGCCGCCGCAUGCCGUUCCGCGCCCUCCGUGCGCGCGGCCGCGGCGCGCAGGGCUUCGCCGUGGUCGACGCGCGCGUCCUCCAGGCCGGCAACGCCACCGCGACGACCCCGCCGGCCGCCACCAGCCCCCCCGAAGCCACGACCGACGCCGUCCUCGAGGCCAACGAGGCGGCGUUCCCGAUUCUGCCCUCGCCGUGGGACAUGGUCAUUCGACGCGGUUUCUGGCUGCUGAUCAUCCUGGUCGCGCUGACGGUGCUGCAGAUAUCGCUCCAGCUCGCGCUUCACGCGUUCGGGCGGCGCAUGGUCAAGAUCCUCCGAUUCCCGCGCCCGCAACUGCACCUGUUUGUGUUCCUGGCGCCGGUGGUGGUCGACACCGCCGCGCGGCUGAUCGACGGCGGCAACGGCGGCGAGGUCUUCAUCGGCAUCGUGGCCAUCGUGCUCAUCCCCGGCACCGUCGUCCUCUGCUCCAUCUGGAUCGUCCUGGCCACGCAGGUCCGCCGCGACUCGUUCGAGCGGCUCGUGUACUACCAGGUGUCGGAGAUCGACGCCAAGCGGUUCGACUUCAAGCUCCAGUACGGGGACUCGUGGUUCACGACGAUCCUGCGGUUCAUCGGCAUCGCGCGGCGGCACCCCGAGGGGGAGUGGGUGUACGCCGGUCCCCGGGGGGAGGUUUUGCUGGGCACGUGGGGCCCGCUGAUCGAGGAGUUCUCCGGGCCGAUCGUCGUGCGCCGCGGCGCGACGUUCGACCUGGACCCGGACAUCCACAAGUUCGACCGGGGGUACUUGGAGCACUACAGACCCCCCCCGGUGCGUUUCCUGCCGUGGAACUGGCGGACGUACAAGCCGAAGCCGAUCGCGCACGAGGACGAGGAGGCGUUCGAGGGGUCGGAGAAGGGCACGCGGAGCGGCGACGGCGGGCGCACGUCGUCCUUCACGGCCUCCGAGGGCGGCGCGAUGCCGGCGCGCGACGCGUACGGAGCGACGUCGGACGUCGACGCCGGCGACAUCGGCGUUGCGACGCCGGGGAAGCGCGGCAUGCGGUACGGCGGGGAGUUCGGCGAGCGCAGGGGCCCGGACGACCUUGACGACAUGUCAGACCCGGAGGUUGACGCGGGGGGGGAGUUAUACCUCGGAGGGGCGGCGGACGGGGCCGGGACGCGGCGGCCCGCGGCGCGGACGCGCGGGCCGGAGCCGCAGACGUUCAUGGACGUUGAGCACGGGCGCAAUGACGCGGGCGCGGGCCCGAGCAACCCGCCAGCGCGCGGCCCGCGCCGCGGCAUCGGGAGCCGGCAGCCCGACGGCCCCGGCGGGUUCGGCGAGGGCCAGGAGGACCUCAAGUACUACACGAACCAGCUCGCUUACGACGACGCGGACGCGGCCUCGCAGCAGAGCAUGGACGACGCAGCGGUGCGUUCCCUGGGCAACUUCAGCGCCACGCCGGGGGACACCGAGUCGACGGGGUUCACGACGAUCGAGGACGAGGAGGACCUGCGCGCGCGCGCGCGCAUGACCGCGAUGAUGUACGUGCGCGCGUCGACCAACGUCACGCGCACCGCCGUGGUCGGCCUCUUUGCCUUCGUGGCGAACUUCCGCGGCCUCACGCCCGUCGUCCAGGCCGUCCUCCUCGCCAUCCUCGGCCUCGUCAACAUCGUCUACCUCGUCGCGCUCGACCCCUACGCGGCGGACAUCGACCGGAUCUCGGACUGGAUUGGCGGCGCCAGCGAGAUGGGUCUCUACGUGUCCACCGCGGCGCUCGUGCUCGGCGUGGAGGUCCGCAGCGACCCGAAGGAGCGCCUCGACUACGCCGAGAAGUGCGGCUUCGCGGUGCUGAUCUUCAUGGCCAUCGCCUGGGGGAGCUACAUCAUCUGCAUGCUCCUCGAGAUCUACACCGUCGCCUGCGACACCUGGGACGGGCUCAUCAAGCCGCUGUGCUGCCCGUGCCUCGACCGCGCGCGCCUCGACGACGUCGUCGAUGACGUGACGAGGGAAAUCCGGGAGGAGGUGCUGAUGAAGAAGUACGCCAACCGGUGGCUGUGCUACGUGUUCGACGAGCCCCUGCAGGGCUGGCCGCGGCUCAGCCCGCUCACGGCGGCCGAGCGCAAGGUCCUGCGGCACAAGGUCAUGCGCAAGCGCGCGGCGGCGCUUGGGAUGACGAUGGCGGAGCUGAAGGACUACCUGAAGCGGCGGCACGGCGUGCACAGGAAGGAGGCGCGGGAGGCGCGGCGGAUGGCCAAGGCGAUCGCCAAGGUGGAGGCGAAGCAGGAGAAGAAGCUGGUCAAGAUGGGCACGUUCCGGGACAAGUUUACGGCGCUGGCCAGCAAGCUGAAGCGCGCGGAGAUGGAGACGGAGGGGCUGCAGGCGGCGACGUUCACGGACGAGGCGGACGCGGGGCGGAAUGACCGUGAGCGUCUGUGA
Messenger RNA from Pedinophyceae sp. YPF-701, 8343 nucleotides. The record is from the annotation of a GenBank genome assembly. NCBI's taxonomy places the organism in Eukaryota, Viridiplantae, Chlorophyta, Pedinophyceae.